UUUCAAGGCCCUUACCGGGCCUCGGGACCGCAAGAAGACGACGCACGUUGUAGGCCCUGGGUGCCAGCGGACGCCACCCCAAGCCACCUUGGGGGAAGCUCGGCCCUCUGGGGAUCGACACCGCACCGCCACCUGCCAGGCUCUUGGGCCGCCAGGGAGAGCGCUGAUAACGAUCUCUUUAUGAGCGAACGCCGAUACUUGAUAUACCGGCUCGGCCCCAGGCGGAAGGAACGUCGGCCAGAAACGACGAACCACCUAAUCCAGCCAUGGUGACAAGGAUGCAGCUUGCCCAGGACUUCCUCCCCAGGAACAGCGUCUAGGGAUGGUAAGGGUCCGUUCUUUGGCGACGCUCUGCAUCCUCCCUAACUUCUCCUUCACUUCUUCCUCCCCCUCCUCCCCUCCUCCUCCUCCUCCUCCUCCUCCUGCUCGUCCUCCUCCUCCUCCUCGAUCGCCCCUCCCCACAGACAGCGGGAGGGAAGCCUUCAGGAGCCUAGCUCGUUGCCUCCCCCCAGAGUUGUUUUGGGAGAGCUGUCGCGUCACAAAACAAUCACGACGGACGUGUCAUUAGUACGCUUUCGAAUGUUAUCGUUAUUAUUAUCGCCAUGUCUAUGAUCCUGAUAUUUGGUCGCAGUUGUAGUGUUUUUCUGUUCGGCCACUCGGGUCCUCACCACGGUCGAAACGCUGUGAAAAAAAACACGGCGUCGGUGGUCUUGGCUCGUCCUGCUGGCCCUCCUGCUGCUCACGCCGCUGCUGCUCCUCCUGGCACCAGGUGCGCCGGCUGCGACCUGCAGGCCGACGAGGGGUGGUUCGGGCAGAGGAAGUUCGAGGGCGUGUUCUUCUGCAGGGCCUGCUGGGGGGGCUGGCAGGAGGAGCCGCGGGUGCCCCCUGUGUUCGUGCUGGGGCUACCGAAACUGGCACCACCUCGCUGCAGAGCGCCCUGGAGUCUGCCGGCUUCAGACCGCUCCACUGCUACGCGCCCAAGCCGUGGGCCUUCGCCGAGGAUCGGGGUUCGCGUCUGGGGUUCGCUUCGGCAGGCGGCAGUGGAGAAGGGCAAGCGUCCGCUCGCCUUCCUGCCGCCCUGGGUGGACGCGGUGACCCAGAUGGACUGCUGGUGGUCCGAGCCCAGGGCCGCGCCGAGCACGGCGACGCCCGCGGCGUCCGGCGCCGCGGAGGCUGGGGAGCGCCCCGGCGCGGCGGCGGAGCGGCCGGGCGAGGCGGCGCCAGACGCGGCUGCGCCGCGCCGUGGUGCGGAGCCGGAGGGGCCCGCAGCCCGAGGCAUCUUCCCGCAGAUCACCAUGCUGAAGGAGCUGGACAAGGGAUACCCGGGCGCCAGGUUCAUCCUCAGCACGCGCGACACGAGGGCUUGGGUGCAGUCGGUCACCAACUACUACCACCUCAGGCAGAUCCUGGUGGACGCCGACCUGCCGGGUCUGCCCAGCGGCGUCGGGAGUGCCGACGACGAGCUCGCCGCGUGGUUCGAGGCCCACACGGCUCGCGUCCGGGCGCACUUCGCCGGCCGGGAGGCCGAGGUGUUCAUGGAGUUUUCCCUGGAGGAGGGCGACGAGCGCAUCCGCGACCGCCUGCAGCGGUUCCUGGGCCGGCCCCUGGAGUGGGGGCGGCAUAACGAGACCACGUGGGCCUGAAACGCCGCGCUCGGGGGCGGGCCCUGCCGUGGGCCCGGUGCGGGCAGCGGCGGCGGUCGCGGGCCUGCCGAGAGGGUGCCGCUGCCCCCCAGCGGCACUGCGUGGGCGCGCGGGGCCCGCGCCGUCCGCGGAGCCCAGCGCCGCCCGCUGGCGGCUCAAAGAUUCACGACCUCAGUUGCCCUGAUACGCCCGUGGAGAAAGUCUGGCUCCACGUCGAGCCGCAUCCUCGACACAUCGGCGAUGCGGAGCGACUCUUCGAACCCCAUCUGCUCGGGCCGCCUCUGCGAGGCCUGGAGCCUGGUCGUUCCCGACGUGGGCACGAGAGGCCAGCUCAGCUGCACUGAUGCGCCCGUGUUGGAACGCAACACGUGCCGUGUUCAACACGUCCGUGUUAGCAUGCUGCUCGUUGGCUCGGCAGGUGUUGGUCCACGUUUUGGCGACAGUAUCGCCUACGUUUCCAGUACGUGUUGAGCUCCGCGUUAACACGCUACUUGCUGCGUGUUGCGUAUCGGGGCAGCUAAAUUCAUGAAAUGGCAUCUUCCUCUCUUCACGCUUGUGCGGCAGGCUUGUUGCAGGCUACGGUUCAGUGCAUGAGGUUGCAUAUCGCAGAUCGGUUCGUGUAUAGUGUUCCCGAUUGGCCUGGCGACCUUUCGAUUCGCACAGCGAUCGAGGCUGGGUCAGGUGUAGAUCUGUGGUCGCGCAACCAAC
Molecule: messenger RNA, 2351 nt
Organism: Prorocentrum cordatum
Lineage: Eukaryota; Dinophyceae; Prorocentrales; Prorocentraceae
Source: the annotation of a GenBank genome assembly